Cajanus cajan (pigeon pea) is the source of this 747-nucleotide messenger RNA. RefSeq names its product TLC domain-containing protein At5g14285. NCBI's taxonomy places the organism in Eukaryota, Viridiplantae, Streptophyta, Magnoliopsida, Fabales, Fabaceae. Gene Ontology annotation, cellular component: membrane. The record is from RefSeq and is a predicted model, not a curated record.
AUGGAAACUCAAGCGUUCGAAUUUCCAAUGUUAUUCCUCUUAAUUCACUUCUCCAUUUACCUCGUCGGCUACUUCAUCGUCUUCCGCAAAUGGAGCCCCGAGACCCGACCCGAAGCCUCCAGCUGCUUCAUGUCCCUCUUCCACGGCACUCCCGCGGCGGUCGUCGCCACCGCCGCCAUCCUCUCCGCCCGCAGCAGCAACCUCGCCGCCGCCAACACCAGAUUCCAGAACCUCGUACUCGACUACAGCACCGCGUACUUUGUCGCGGACCUCGUCCACCUCGCCGUCUUCUUCGGCGGCGCCGAUGACGCAAUGUUCCUCACGCACCACCUCGCCACGCUCUUCGUGCUCGUCACGUGCCGCGACGUGGCCGCCCAUGGCGCCGUGGCGGUGCUCGCCCUCCUGGCCCUCGGGGAGGCCACGAACGCGUUCCUGGACGCGUGGAUGCUGGCACGUGCGAGGCGGAGCGAGGCGCCGCGAGCGGCGAGGGUGUGUGACGCCCUUACGGUGCCGUUUUGCUGCUUGUAUUCGGUGAUUCGAGGCGUGUUUGGGCCCUGUGUUGUUUUCAGAAUGGUGGUCGUUUAUUCGCGGGGAGGUGGUGAGGGCGUCAUUGCCACGUGGGUUUGGGUUUCUUGGGUCGUUGUGGUGUCCUUCGCCAUCGUUGGGAGCCUUGUGUGGGUUUCGUUUCUUUGCGUUGAGGUGUAUAGAGAAAGGACGAAGAAAUUUGAGGAGAAAAUUCAAAGUUAA